Lodderomyces parapsilosis is the source of this 735-nucleotide messenger RNA. Its product is annotated as proteasome core particle subunit beta 6. The transcript has a single exon. The record is from RefSeq and is a predicted model, not a curated record. Gene Ontology annotation, cellular component: proteasome core complex. Lineage: Eukaryota; Fungi; Ascomycota; Pichiomycetes; Serinales; Debaryomycetaceae. The coding region runs from base 1 to 735 and encodes 244 amino acids.
AUGUCAGCACAAACCACAGUUGCAUCUGAAUACUCGGCAGAGAUUCAUUCUGUUCCAAUUGAACACAGAUUCAACCCAUAUUCAGACAAUGGAGGAACGGUAUUGGGAAUUGCUGGUGAAGAUUUUGCUGUUUUAGCAGGUGAUACUAGACAGGUUGAAGGAUAUUCCAUACAAUCAAGAUACGAACCCAAGAUUCACAAUGUUGGAGAUAACAUAUUAAUGACCGCCAAUGGGUUUGCUGCUGACGGAGUUGCCUUGCUUGAUAAAUUUAAACAAGCGUUUACAUGGUACAAGUUUGAUAAUGGUAAUAGAAAAUUGGAAAUAAGUAGUGCCGCUAGGUACAUUCAACAUCUUUUGUACGGGAAAAGGUUUUUCCCAUACUACGUGAGUACAUUGAUUGCUGGAUUGGAUGAAGAAGGUAAAGGAGCAGUGUAUUCAUAUGAUCCAGUUGGAAGUUAUGAAAGAGAACAAUGUAGAGCCGGAGGUGCUGCUGCUAGUUUAAUUAUGCCGUUUUUGGAUAAUCAAGUCAAUUUUAAAAAUCAAUUUGUACCAGGUACCGAUGGAAAGGAAAAGAAACCAUUGAAAUACUUGUCAUUGGAGGAAGUUAUACAAUUAGUACGAGAUGCAUUCAACUCUGCUGGUGAAAGACACAUUUAUGUUGGUGAUGGAUUGGAAAUUUUGAUUGUAACGAAGGAUGGUGUCAGAACCGAAUACUUCCCAUUGAAGAGGGAUUAA